AGCGCCCCGGGGCGGUGAGCCGGGCUGCCCGGCGCGGGGUGGGUGCGGGCGCGGGCGCUGGACUGGCGCGGGGACCUGGGCGUCGCGAUGAACAUCGUGGUGGAGUUCUUCGUGGUCACUUUUAAAGUGCUGUGGGCGUUCGUGCUGGCCGCGGCGCGCUGGCUGGUGCGGCCCAAGGAGAAGAGCGUGGCCGGCCAGGUGUGCCUCAUCACGGGCGCCGGCAGCGGCCUGGGCCGCCUGUUCGCGCUCGAGUUCGCCCGGCGCCGGGCGCUGCUGGUGCUCUGGGACAUCAACACGCAGAGCAACGAGGAGACGGCCGGCAUGGUGCGCCACAUCUACCGCGACCUGGAGGCGGCGGACGCCGCGGCGCUGCAAGCUGGGAACGGCGAGGAAGAAAUUCUGCCCCACUGUAACUUACAGGUUUUUACCUACACCUGUGACGUGGGGAAGAGGGAGAACGUCUACCUGACGGCCGAAAGGGUCCGCAAGGAGGUUGGCGAGGUCUCAGUGCUGGUCAACAAUGCCGGUGUGGUCUCUGGGCAUCACCUGCUGGAGUGUCCUGAUGAGCUCAUUGAGAGAACCAUGAUGGUCAACUGCCACGCCCACUUCUGGACCACUAAAGCCUUUCUUCCUACAAUGCUGGAGAUUAAUCAUGGUCAUAUUGUGACAGUUGCAAGUUCCUUGGGAUUAUUCAGUACUGCUGGAGUUGAGGAUUAUUGUGCCAGUAAAUUUGGAGUUGUGGGUUUUCAUGAAUCCCUGAGCCACGAACUAAAGGCUGCUGAAAAGGAUGGAAUUAAAACCACCUUGGUUUGCCCUUACCUUGUAGACACUGGCAUGUUCAGAGGCUGCCGAAUCAGGAAAGAAAUAGAGCCUUUUCUGCCCCCUCUGAAGCCCGACUACUGUGUGAAGCAGGCCAUGAAGGCCAUUCUCACAGACCAGCCCAUGAUCUGCACCCCCCGCCUCAUGUACAUCGUGACCUUCAUGAAGAGCAUCCUUCCUUUUGAAGCAGUUGUGUGCAUGUAUCGGUUCCUAGGAGCGGACAAGUGUAUGUACCCCUUUAUUGCUCAGAGAAAACAAGCCACAAACAAUAAUGAAGCAAAAAAUGGAAUCUAAGAAUCUUUUUGUAUGGAAUAUCAUUUCUAUUAGAAGACGAUCAAGAUGUUUCAGUCCAGUGCACAUCAGCAUUACUGACAUUCUCUGGAUUCUAAUCCUGUGUUGACUUUUUUUUAAUCAACUUUUUAAAAAAAAAUAAAGUGUAAAUUAACUGACUAGAGUACUCGGAAAAUGUGAUCAGUAAAAGUGAGCUUAGGUUAUUGCCAGUUAGGGUCCUUUUAGACAGGACCCUAAAACGAGUCCAAUCUUUACACAAGCGCUGUGUGACAUCUUUGGACUAUCAUUCUUUUUUAAUGAACAGAAAUUCUAGAAGUGAUAACUACAGUGUGUUUCACUUGAGUGAUUUUUAAAAUUUCCAUAGAGUCUCUUCAUUUUUGUUAAACUCUAGCCAGCUGACAUCCUUGGGACUUCAAGGACUGGUAGUGCUGUACUUUCUUCUGUUUUCUAAGUUUCAGUUUUGCAAAGCCUAUGUGGCUUUUUCCGGUGUUUGUAUGUUCAGCUGUUUUAAAAAGGAAUUCUGAAAUCUCCAUCCAUUUGGAGUAAAUGGUGUCCGAGUGUUACAGUGAAGGUGAUCAUGUCUCUCUUAAAAGUCGAGUGACUGAAGGAUUAGCUAAAUUUUAAAUUUUCUCUCCGAAAUGCUUCAUGAAGUAUCUGGAGACCUAGGUAUCCGAGAAAAUCAUACAUUUUCUACCUAUGAAUUUUGCUGCAUACUGAAAGUGCCCUUUCCUCAGGAAGCUGGCUGUGUUUCCUUUCUUUGAAUGGACUCUUACCUAGAGUACAUAGCAGCUCUGCAGAGAAGCGGUUUCUAAAACUGGGAACUUUGAUGGUGAAAAGUCCCCAUUUCUGUGCCAACUAUGAUUAGCGAGGGGAAAGUCUCAUCCUGUGGAGUAUGUAUGGAAGGGUGUAAAGAUUCUUUUGAAAUGUUUAUUCACAUUGUAGAACAGCAAAUGACAUUUUUACAGUAUUUUUUUGUAAAGCAAACUAUUUUGUGCCUUGAAUUUGGUAUAUGUGUAUUAGUGAAACAUUGUAAAAGUGAACUUCUACCUCUGUAUCUAAAUGUAUACCAUCCACCUGUAAAUUACUAUAAACUAUUAUGUGAUUACUUUUUUUUUUUAGAAUGUCUUGUUUAAAUAGUGACCAAUGUUUAAGGCUAUUAAAAUAAGCCAACUUUUACUAAUUGGGAAGUUUUAUAAAGGACUGAUUAAAUUUAAAGAAUUAA
Messenger RNA from Lepus europaeus (European hare), 2332 nucleotides. It is a transcript of the gene RDH10, whose product is annotated as retinol dehydrogenase 10. Gene Ontology annotation, molecular function: oxidoreductase activity, acting on the CH-OH group of donors, NAD or NADP as acceptor. The coding region runs from base 88 to 1113 and encodes 341 amino acids. Gene Ontology annotation, cellular component: lipid droplet. The record is from RefSeq and is a predicted model, not a curated record. The transcript has 6 exons. Lineage: Eukaryota; Metazoa; Chordata; Mammalia; Lagomorpha; Leporidae.